Messenger RNA from Linum tenue, 776 nucleotides. The record is from the annotation of a GenBank genome assembly. NCBI's taxonomy places the organism in Eukaryota, Viridiplantae, Streptophyta, Magnoliopsida, Malpighiales, Linaceae.
AGUUCGUUGUUCAUCUGCUGGACAAAACUAUAGCCAGCACAAUCAAGGGAAGAGAAGUCGGAAACGAGAAGUUGAUGAUCAUCUUGGACUUGCAGCAAAUUGGAUAUAAAAAUGUGGACGCUCGUGGGUUUAUCACUGGCUUCCAGUUUUUGCAGGCUUACUACCCAGAGCGCUUGCACAAGCUGUACAUCUUAAACAUGCCGCGAUUCUUUGCAAGCGUAUGGAGGAUAGUGUCGCGAUGCCUCGAGAAGGCUACAUUAGAGAAGAUAAUGAUAGUUACCAAUGACAAAGAGAUGGAAGUACUUGUGAGGGAAGUCGGGGAAGAGACAUUGCCAGAAGAGUACGGAGGCCGGGCUGAGCUUGUGGCUAUUCAGGAUGUCACAUUGGCGUUUCCUCGAUUGGAAGGAUGAUAUUUUACCGUGAGAAAGAAGAAUUAAUUUGACAGAUUGCAAUGGAAGCUUAGCUAUGGCGCAUCUUGCAGCCCCAGAUUGGAUAUGCAGCGUUGUCGAUUUAACUUGCUUCACAAGACAUGGUUAGUACCUACUGCACGUUCAAUAAUGGAAGGCAUGGCUAGUUCCAAACUGAUCAACACACUGUGGACUGUGACUAUGUUAAUCUAAUUAUAUGAGUUGGAAGUAUAGAUGGAUUGUCUGUCAUAUUCUUCUUCUCCUUGCUGGAACUUGCAUGCAUGUUAGAAGAAUAAAACUUCCUUAAUCCAAUUUCUUGUUUUCAACUGCGUUUUUGGCUUAACCAUGUUUAGGACGAAGAAUAAGUUG